AUUAAUGCGCUUCACUGCAGCUCGCGCAGAACCACUGGAGGCAGUCAAGCAUCACACCUCGAGCUCAACAGGAGGAGAGGAGGACAGCAGCAAAGUCUGCACACACACAUACAGACCGCUCCAAGUCCGCGCUUACUUCAACAAGGAUUUCUCAGCGUCCAUGGAUACUCCCACUUUUGCAUGUCAUUUCCACGGAAGCUUCAAACAUGAAUCGCGCAUAGACUUGAAAUCGCUUCUCACGCGCGCAGACAAGGGCAGAUAAAAGAGACGUGCGUACUGUCCAAACUAACUGCAAAGACGCAUGAUGGAUAAAGAGAUCAGAGGGAAAGCGACCUUACGCAAGCACAGUGCUUCUCACUGGCGUAUGCAGAAGAUCGCCCAGGAAUCUGUUGACAGCUCAGAUGAUGAGUUUUUUGAUGCCCGAGAGGUGCUGGAGGGGAAGACGGCCAUGCUUUUGGGCAUGAGUCAGUGGAACUCUAAUGAUCUUGUUGAACAGAUAGAAACCCUGGGCCACAUCGACCAGUCGCAGGAGAGUCUUUACCAUGUAAGGAGGCCAAAAUGUGUCCCUCAGACUAGCAUCGAUGGUCUAGAGGAAGCUGAGAACAAAUGUCAAACACAUGUGCUGGUGUUGGUGGUUCAUGGGGGAAACAUACUGGACCUAGGGGGCGGAGAGGCAGGCACGAAGACCGCAGAUGUAAACACCCUGUCCUCAGUGCUGGAGAAAGUAUCUCAAGAUCAUCUCCAAGCUGCAGCUCAGCAUGUUGUCAUCAAGUUGGUGCCGUGCCCAGCCGUAUGCGCAGAGGCCUUCUGCCUUGUAUCAAAUCUGAACCCUUACAGCUACGACGAGAGUUGCGUAUCCAGCAGCGUAGACCAUUUACCUCUGGCCGCUUUACCACUGCUCGCUAUUGCUGCUCCACACUACCAAGACGCUGUUGCAACUGUGAUCGCCCGGGCCAACCAGGUGUACCACAGCUUUCUGCAGUCUCCAGAGGGACAGGGAUUCACAGGCCAGGUGUGUUUGUUGGGUGACUGUGUGGGAGGUGUGCUGUGCUUCGACGCUCUCUGUUUCAGCAACAGCCCACGACACAGCAGCCCCAUCCACACCAGCCAACGUAACAGCACAGAGAGCUUAAAGGAUAACCCUGAGGUCAGUCCGAGUCUGAGCUCCAGCAAACGUCUUAGCAGGAGCAACAUUGACUUAUCUGCCCCCAGUGAGACCCGCAACAGGAAAACUCCCCUCAGCCGCAAACAGAGCGACUCGUUUGAUGGAGACUCCUCUGGCAGCCAGCACCACCCGUUCCUCAGUCUGAUACAGGAUGGAACAGACCUGAGACCAAGCAGCAGCACCAGUCUAGUGUUGAAUCCAGGUCGCUUUGACUUUGAGGUGUCGGAUUGUUUUCUGCUGGGUUGUCCUCUUGGAUUGGUGCUAGCCAUGAGACGCACUGUGCUUCCAGCUGUCCAGGUGUCUCAGCUCCGGCCUGCAUGUUCACAGAUCUUCAACCUGUUUUACCCUUCUGACCCGUCGGCCUCUAGACUGGAGCCGUUGCUGCACUCUCAAUUCCACAAACUGCCUCCUUUCCCUGUGCCCCGCUACCAGCGUUAUCCUCUGGGAGACGGCCGUUCCACUCUUAUCGUUGAUGAAAUCCACAGCUACUCUGAUGUGUUCCUGCCCGGCAGCACGGUUCCGGCGGGCGCUCCGCACUCCUCCUCUCCCCAGACAGAGCACAGUGCAGGUGGGCGGGUGGGCGUUGAGGUCCGCAGGUCCAGUUUGACCAGCAUGGACAGCCAGUUUUCGGGCUGCUGGGAGAGCAAGCUGAGCAGCACCAUCACCAACAUUUCCAGUAGCUGGUGGGGGUCUAAACGGUUGGAUUACACUCUGUACUGUCCAGACGUUCUGACAUCAUUCCCCACCGUGGCUCUUCCUCAUCUGUUUCACGCUUCUUACUGGGAAUCCACCGAUGUGGUCGCCUUCCUUCUACGACAGGUGAUGCACUGUGACUAUGUGAAAGCCCAAGAGAUGGACAACUCUGACUCUGCCCCCUUCUCACCUUCAAGUCCAAGGGAGAAGUGGCUACGUAGACGCACACAUGUCAAGCUUAGGAAUGUGACCGCCAACCACAGAGUCAAUGAUGUUAUCGCAACCGAGGACGGGCAUCAGACCCUGGUGGGUCGUUUCAUGUACGGUCCGCUGGAUAUGGUGACCCUGACUGGGGAAAAGGUCGAUGUGUACGUGAUGACCCAGCCACAGUCAGGUCGCUGGGAGCACUUCGACACCGAGGUGGCCAACAGCAGCGGCAGAGUGACCUACACCAUCCCCAAAAGCAAAAAAAUGGCCGUGGGGGUCUACCCCAUCAAAAUGGUUGUCAAGGGUGACCAGACAAGCGCAGAGGCCUUCCUGACGGUCUUGCCUCGGGGGAUGGAGUGUGUCGUCUUUAGCAUUGAUGGUUCAUUUGCCGCUAGCGUCUCAAUUAUGGGCAGUGACCCUAAAGUACGGCCCGGAGCUGUGGAUGUAGUCAGACACUGGCAGGACUUGGGAUACCUGAUCAUUUACAUCACUGGCCGUCCAGACAUGCAGAAGCAGAGGGUUGUGUCCUGGCUGUCUCAACACAACUUCCCCCAGGGGAUGAUCUUUUUCUCUGAGGGGUUGGUGCACGACCCUCUUCGCCAGAAAACCAUCUUCCUCAGGAACUUAGUGCAAGAGUGUCACAUUAAAAUCAACUGUGCCUAUGGCUCCAUGAAGGACAUUUCCGUCUACAGCAUGCUGGGCCUCAACCCCAACCAGAUAUAUAUAGUGGGUCGGCCCUCCAAGAAGUACCAGAAUCAAUGCCAGUUCCUGAGUGAGGGCUAUGCAGUACAUCUCUCCUCCCUGCAGUUCAGUCACAGAGCCCGGCCCAAGAAGAGCUCUGUGCGGAUGGUUCUUCGAAAGGGCUCAUUUGGUCUGUCAGCCAAAACAGACUUCCUGUGUAAGCGGACACACCUUCGCCGCACCAUGUCGGUGCAACAGCCUGACCCACCCAUGACACCCAACCCUAAACCAGAGCGAGCUCAGAGCCAGCCCGAGUCCGACAAGGACCACGGGGGUGGAGGGGGUCCAGGACAUGCCAUGUGGGCACGGGGGUCCAUGCACCGUGGCGACACCACUCCCUGACCCAAGAGAAACAUAGGAGGGAUGGAAAAAGCACAGAUGGGAAUGAUCUCUCGGUGGACAAAGCCCAGCAUCUUUACUCCUUCCGCUGACAUCACAGCAUAAAAUAAGACAAAUCCCACCUGAGCUGAUAAAAACUCCUUAGUGAAGAGCCCUCCGCAAGGAUUUGACACAAUGAUGCACAAACUCUUGAUGCUUUGUUUCGGCAACAGGAGCAGAGGAGAUUUCAGUUUCUAAAUUCAAUUUCAUCCAUGCUUCAUCCGUCCGUGAUGAUUUGAAGAUGUACGUCGGGAUCUUCUGGAUUUUUUUAACAUCGUACGAAGGAUUCCUUGCAUCACCCAUAAGGAACAAAGAGGAUAUCUGAUAAGAUCCUCAGAGAAAACAUCAAAUUUUCUUUCGCCUAAGCAAUAUGGGGGAAGAGGGAGGGUGAGUAUCCCACUGCUCGGACAGGUGGCUGUGCUGACGCCUACCGUAAUCCCUCUGUUUUAAUAUUGCAGGCAUUUGUCUGCUCUCUGAGCGUCUGUCUAUGGCCCACUUGUGCCCAGAUGGACUUGCAAACUGUACAUUAACCUUUUGUGCCGGUGUGGCGACCUGGCCUGAACUCUUGCCGCCCCUGUCUCUGUUCAGCCGCUCAGCCAGAACAGAGUCUGACAGCGAUGGCCACCGCUCCUAAACUCCGCCCACUCCUCCGCUGGGUCACGCCACAACUCGCAGCACUCUGCUACACUGCAGAAGCAUAUUUACAACUAUCGUUGGUUCUUCUUGUGCCUGUCUCUCACUUGUGUUGUAAAAUAUGCAGCAAGUGGCACUGAGGCAAACUGAUAAUGUAUAAUGUAUUGCGUGUGGCUUGUGACUGCAGCAGUCCUCGCACUGCAAUAAAGCAUUUUCUUAAUUAGUGUUUUGGUCUCUUUUCCAGUGCAAAUAUUUAAACCUCUUUAAAACAAGAUAAAUUUACUUGUAUAUCUUGGGAUUAAAUAAAUAAAUGGUUUUCAGACAAUACUAAGCAGCACAACUGUUUUAACAUUUAUAAUAAGAAGAAAUGUUUCUUGAGGUCCAAAUCAGCAUAUUAGAAUGAUUUCUGAAGGAUCAUGUGACACUGAAGAACUGGAGUAAUGGCUGCUUGAAAAUUCUGCUUUUAUAACAGGCAUAAAUUACAUUUAAAAAUAUAUUAAAAUAGAAAACAGAUGUUACACUAUAAUACCUCACAUUAUUUAUUUUACUUUCUUUUUAAAUCUUUUUUGUUCAAAUAAAUGCAGCCUUGUUUUGUUUUUGUUUUUUGAUAAACAUUAUAAAGGCUUACUGACCUGAAACUUUUGAACAGUAGUGUAUAAAUUAAAUAUAUAUUCUCUGAAUACAUACUGCACCUUAAUGUUUUUUUUUUUAUUAUUGAUUUAUUUUUCUUCUCAAGUAAAUUUAUCUUUUUAAGAAUGCUUAGAUAUUUUAACUGAAAACCAAGAUUAAAAAUCUGAUAUUUUUUUUUAAUAUCUCACAUUAAAUGGCCAAACAACCAAAAUAAAUCUGUAUUGUAAAGUGACUGUGGUUGUCAAGAUGUCGUCAUGUCACAUUAUUGGUUUUAUCGGUUCGACAACUUGCACAGAAACACACUGAUAUUGUUUACAUGGAAAUCCAUCUCACGGAGUAUGAUGGUCUUGUUGAAGAACAUACUAUAUUAGUAUUUUAUAUUAUGCUUGAGGAGAACCUUGGUGUUACAAUAAAGAAAUGUAAACAAACUGCUGUGUGUGAACAAAAGAUGCAAUCGGGCCACUAGAAUGCUGUUGUCACCACGACUCUGCCAGAUGGUGUCCAUAGUCAAUAGUUCUUGUAAUGUCAAAUUUUCCUAUUGUAGCUACUGAUUUUGGUAUUUUGUAUGGGACUGUCUCCUGAAAAUUGAAAUUUCACAGUGAAAGUAUUUAUGUAAUUUUAUUUUAUUGUAUAAUUAAUUGUAAAUCUUUAUAUAAGAGUAUGAAAGUGGGUAGGCACUAGUGUAAUGGUCUGUGUGGGUCUGUAUCUAUGGGUGCGCAUGUCUGUCACGUGUAUGCAAAUCUUAUCUGAGUCUUAGUUUGAGAGAUUUUGUUUUGUAUUUAUUGUAGAUACAUUUAAUUCAGAGAUUGUGCUAGUGGCCUUUUGAUCCUCUGAUAGUUAUAAACUGAGCCUGUAAUUUGUGGAGAUUUUAUAGGCAGACUUUUUAAUUAUUUCACUUGUGAACAUUUAAACAACAUUGCUGAAUUGUCUAUAUAUACGAACAUGUUUUCAGCCUUAUCAAGAUGUAUAUUUAUUUGACUGAUAUCUACACUCUCAGAUGGUGUGUGAAAAAGUAUAUUUAUAUUUUAACACCAUGUACAGUAUAAUACAUAUUCUAUUCACAACUGGGUGAGUGGCCUGUUGUAAUGUAUUAUUGUAGUAUUUGGUCCAGUUGGUCUAUUUCAGUGGAUGUGCUUCUGUUGGCUCUAUGCCGAGCUGUAUACUCAUUUUUCAAUAAACCAUCAUAAAUCCUGCUUGA
Messenger RNA from Carassius gibelio (silver crucian carp), 5645 nucleotides. Its product is annotated as membrane-associated phosphatidylinositol transfer protein 3. The record is from RefSeq and is a predicted model, not a curated record. The coding region runs from base 302 to 3148 and encodes 948 amino acids. Gene Ontology annotation, molecular function: phosphatidylcholine intramembrane carrier activity; phosphatidylinositol binding; metal ion binding. NCBI's taxonomy places the organism in Eukaryota, Metazoa, Chordata, Actinopteri, Cypriniformes, Cyprinidae. Gene Ontology annotation, biological process: phospholipid transport. The transcript has 20 exons. Gene Ontology annotation, cellular component: cytoplasm.